This is a messenger RNA of Closterium sp. Naga37s-1, 1766 nucleotides long. NCBI's taxonomy places the organism in Eukaryota, Viridiplantae, Streptophyta, Zygnematophyceae, Desmidiales, Closteriaceae. The record is from the annotation of a GenBank genome assembly.
CGCGGGUGCUGGAGGAGUGCGCUGCAGAAUGGGGCUCUUACUCGUGGCACGGUUGGGAGUUUCCGCCGCCCGAUUGGCGGGUGGGGGGCGACUGUGACACGGCGGAUUUAAUUAAAUGCGACGACAACGGGCUCAUCACUGAAAUGUUGAUCGACAACUCGCCUAUCCCUGAUUGGCAGUAUGAUUACAGAAAUCUGCGUCACAACGCCCUAGAUGGCCCCAUCCCGGCAUCCUUCACCGCGCUCGCCUCGCUCGCCCGCCUCGAUCUCUCUUACAACCAGCUGUCUGAUGUCAUUCCUCCUGACAUAAGCGCCUGCACGGCCCUCCAAGAGCUAGAUAUCUCCAACAACCAGCUGUCUGGUGCCAUUCCCCCUGGCAUAGGAGUCCUCACAUCCCUUUGUUACCUCCGUCUCUCCAACAACCAGCUGUCUGGUGCCAUCCCCCCCCCCAUAGGCGCCCUCACAUCCCUUACGUACCUGAGUCUCUUCAACAACCAGCUGUCUGGUGACAUUCCUCCCUCCAUAAGUACCCUCACAUCCCUCAAAGUCAUGGACCUGGAGAACAACAGGUUGGGAGGCACCAUCCCUGACUCCCUGAGUGCCCUCACCAACCUGAUCUACCUGUCAAUGGGCAACAACGAGCUGGAAGGGCCAAUCCCUGCCUUUCUCUCUUCCUUCACUAAAAUUUGCGCCCUCAUGCUCUAUGACAACCAGCUCUCAGGCUCCAUUCCUGCUGACAUUGGCAACCUUGCUCCUCUAGAGAAACUCAUGCUUGGCAAGAACACGCUGUCAGGAGCCAUACCCACUUCUAUAGGCGCCUUGACGAACCUCUGUGACCUCUACCUGAACGACAACAAGCUUGAGGGAUCCAUUCCAAGCACCAUUGCUCUGCUGCAGAAGCUCUCAUGGCUUUGCCUUUCCCACAACUCUCUCACUGACGGCCUCGACAACCUCUUCCCACUGACCAAUCUGCACGGCCUGGAGCUAUCCAACAACGCCAUAUCUGGCCCGAUCCCCUCUGCCUUGGGAGACCUCGUCCACUUGGAAAACCUGGAUCUGUCAAACAACAUGCUGUCAGGCACCAUCCCCGCUUCCAUGUCCAGCCUCGCCAGGGUUGCAACUCUAAUCCUUUCAAACAACAACCUUACAGGCACUAUCCCCACUUCCAUCUCCGACCUAUGGAUGCUCUCGACUCUGAGGCUUGACGGCAACGCGUUGGAAUCUCCUAUCCCUGAACGCUUGAAAGCUAGCAUUUUGGAUCUGAGCAACAACAAGUUCUCAGAGGACAUUUCAACUUUCACCUGGAUGGAAGGGGAGCACUUGAAGCUGAGCCACAAUAACUUCACAGGCAGCAUCCCUGACUCCAUGACCUCUCUCGAUUCCCUCACCUACCUUGAUCUAAGCUACACAUUGCUAACCGGCAACAUUCCUACCGCCAUCGCUGAAAUGCAACAUCUCCUUCGCCUUGACCUUCGCAUACCAACACUCACGGGCUCCAUCCCGGCCUCCAUGGGCGCCAUGCUCAAUCUGCAGUACCUUUAUGUCAAUCACAAUGCGACGCCAUGCGGUUACGGGAAGUGCGAGGUGGAGCAGUACUCUGGCACAGCCUUCUGCCGUGCCUGCACUGACUUCUGUGACACGUGCUCUCGCAAGGCCCCCAACCCUCCAAAGUGCCGGAAGAAGCGCCGUGCCUGCUCUCUCAUGUCCUGCCCGGGCCGCAUCUGCAUUCCCUUCGUCCGAAGCUGCAAGGGCUACAAGUGCAUCUGA